UAGGAUGAUGAUCGCUCCCCCCACUCCGCGCGCGCCAACAAUCACACGCUUUUGAUUGCCAUGACGCUGGCACAGGCAGGCAUCCGUAGAGUAGAUGCUGCAGCCUGCAGCAGCACCACCAUACCAUCAUCCACGCUUCGCGCGCUACGCCCGCGCUCGUCAUGCAUGGAACCAUUGCAGUGCAGCGCGGCCCAUCGUCCCCCCACUACUACGUACAGGCGCCCUUGCCCGCUUAGGCGUUCAGCCCAAGAAUCGAGUCUUGUAUCAACAAUCGAGCCUAACUUACGUAGUAGAGUACACGCGCGCGCCGAAGAAGCCGUCUAAAGUAUUUGUAGAGUCACCUAGCCUAGUAGUAGUAGUAGUAGUAGUAGUAGUAGUAGUAGUAGUAGUAGUAGUAGUAGUAGUAGUAGUAGCAGUUAGAGGGAGUAGCAGCCAGCAAGCAACGAGCGCCCGCGCAAGCAAAAACACAGGCCCGCCGGCAUCUGAGGGCAGUGCCGGGCUAGCGGAGGCGCGAAAGGCGGGAAGGCCAUGGCGGCGCUACGCGACACGUGGGACGCGCUAGCGGUGGUAGGGCGAGGCAGGGCAGGGCAGCGCGCUCGCAGUCGCGGGACAGCUGG
Messenger RNA from Aplosporella prunicola CBS 121167, 617 nucleotides. RefSeq lists its product as uncharacterized. The transcript has a single exon. The record is from RefSeq and is a predicted model, not a curated record. Bases 95 to 562 code for a protein of 155 amino acids. NCBI's taxonomy places the organism in Eukaryota, Fungi, Ascomycota, Dothideomycetes, Botryosphaeriales, Aplosporellaceae.